This is a messenger RNA of Penicillium diatomitis, 1308 nucleotides long. Its product is annotated as rRNA-binding ribosome biosynthesis protein RPF1. Gene Ontology annotation, cellular component: nucleolus; preribosome, large subunit precursor. Gene Ontology annotation, molecular function: rRNA primary transcript binding. Bases 1 to 1308 code for a protein of 435 amino acids. Gene Ontology annotation, biological process: maturation of 5.8S rRNA; maturation of LSU-rRNA. The record is from RefSeq and is a predicted model, not a curated record. Lineage: Eukaryota; Fungi; Ascomycota; Eurotiomycetes; Eurotiales; Aspergillaceae. The transcript has a single exon.
AUGGGCAUGAAAGGUCAAGGGCGCCCGCCCCCCAAUUCGGGCAUGGAGGUGAAGACGGCCAACAAGCUACGCCGAAAGAUGUUGCACAUCAAGCGCAAGAGAACGAAGGAUGCCGAACGCCGCGCCGAGCGCUACGCUUUUAAAAAGGAAGAAUCGAAGAAUCCGAAACUGCGAGAAGAGCGUCUUCGCCGCAAUGUGCCUCUUACACUCGAGCGAAAGCGUGUCUGGGACGAUGCUGGCAGCGACGCCGAGGAGGACGGCCUGGGGUUGAGUGUGGAUAUUGAGCGUAUCAAGCGGGCGAAGCAGGAAGAAGAGGAGGAGUUGAACCGUCCCUUGAAGGACGGUGAGGACAACAGCGAUGAUGCGGACUCUGACAACGAAUCCGUGGACAGCAUGAUUGCCACAAGUGACGAGGACGAGGACGAUGAGGACGAUGAGAAGGAAGACGCGGAGGACGACGACAAUCAGGCGGGUCGUGGACGUAAAAAGUCAUGCUUGCCCACCGCUACGGAACGAGCCACCAGUCCAACACAAUCCACUCGCAGUACCAACUUGAGUCUCGCUCCUGAAGCCCUGGCUGCCAAAUUCCCCUCUCUCUUCUCCAACGAAACUCCCCCCGCUCCCAAGAUUCUGAUCACGACGGCGAUCAACUCGACCCUCCACAACGAAGCGGAAAUUCUGACAGACCUGUUCCCGAACAGUGUAUACAUUCGACGAACAGCUCACCGAUAUUCGCACAAAUUUUCCAUCCGGGAAAUCUCCAAAUUCGCAGCCAAUCGCAACUUCACCACCGUGGUGGUUCUACAAGAAGAUCAAAAGAAGCCGAGCGGAUUGAUUGUCGUUCAUCUGCCCGUUGGGCCGACCUUCCAUUUCAGUAUCAGCAACUGGGUUGAGGGGAAGCGGUUGCCCGGGCAUGGUCGCGCGACCGGCCACUGGCCCGAGUUGAUUCUCAACAAUUUCCGUACUCCUUUGGGCCUGCUCACUGCACGCAUGUUCCAGCAAUGCUUCCCACCAUUGCCUGAUUUCGAGGGACGUCAGGUUGUGACCCUCCACAACCAACGUGAUUACAUCUUUGUUCGCCGUCACCGCUACGUGUUCCGCGAGAAGCGCGAGACUGAAAAGGCCGUCGUCGGUGCAGACGGAAAGGAAAUGCAAGGUGCCGAGGGUAUUCGAACUGGAUUGCAAGAGCUUGGUCCACGAUUCACGUUGAAAUUGCGACGUGUGGACAAGGGUAUCCAGCGAACUAGCGGACAGGAGUGGGAGUGGAAGGGUGGAAUGGAAAAGGAACGGACGAAGUUCCAACUCUGA